CGACAAGAUGGAUUUCUGGAAGUACCUCGUGGGUAUCUGCAGCGGCCACAAGCUGGAAGCAGCAGGGCACGGCAAGUCGAUCGAGGCGAAUGAGGAGGAGAGGGCGAGGAGCAUGCGGCAUAGCGUGGGGCAGGUCACCAGGGAAAGGAAGGUUUGCUGCCUCGGGCUGGAGCUGGGGGAGUCCAAGACUGGAUCCAUCGUGGUGAUGCGGGUGUUCUCAGACAAUGUGGAGUUCCAUCAGAACAAGGUGGAGGCGGGAGACAGGCUGCUGGCUGUUGACAGCAACAUCGUCAAGGGGUACGACCUUGAUGUCGUAGCAGCACUGCUAGAGGGCCCUGCAGAGACAGCAGUAAACCUUCACCUUGCGAGGCCCCUGCACGGCAGAGGAGGGGAGAGCUUUGAUUUUGUUUUUGUCACCCUGAUAAGAGACAAUUCGAUCAUCGAGUCCAAGUUCUCCAGCAGCAGCUUCAACCUCAAGGCAGUGCCUACAGUUCCUCCCAUCUACGCUGACAUCAUCUCUUACGGGUCCUUGAACUACCAGUCCAAGACAAGAGGCUCCAAGGCGUCGCAUCGGCAAGACCCUUUUUUGUACGAAGAUCGAAUAACACAGAUGAAGUUUGUCGAGGCAGGAGAAGCUGCAAGAAGAAAGUAUCAGGUGAACAUGGCUCAGAGUCAACACAGAAGAGCUGUGUCAGUUCAAGAUGUUCGAAACAAACAGUUGCGUUCAAGAAACCUCUCGAGCGACGACGAACUCAAGUCGACUGUUUAUUCUCAGCACAGCCAUCAGGGGUCCUCCCAAGAAACAGCCUUGAGGCCGGAGGACAUGCCCAUAUGGUUCAGCGCGCGUAAGAGUAGGGCUGAGGACAGGACGAGCGUGGAGGGAUCUAUCAACAAGCAACUCCACUUUGACGAUUCAAGCACUGCUUCAUCGGAGACUUCACCUCACGGUCAGAGCAUCAACAGUAUCGGUUCUCCGUUCUAGCUCACUCAGUACUGUUGGUGUUUCCGAAGUAUCGCUAGACAGCGCGAAUAAACACUUACGAUUCGUG
Molecule: messenger RNA, 1049 nt
Organism: Guillardia theta CCMP2712
Lineage: Eukaryota; Cryptophyceae; Pyrenomonadales; Geminigeraceae
Exons: 2
Coding region: 8-982 (324 amino acids)
Molecular function (GO): protein binding
Source: RefSeq, a predicted model, not a curated record